This is a messenger RNA of Parnassius apollo (apollo), 1110 nucleotides long. The record is from the annotation of a GenBank genome assembly. Lineage: Eukaryota; Metazoa; Arthropoda; Insecta; Lepidoptera; Papilionidae.
AUGAAUACCUCGGAUAAAAAGAGGCAGAUACCGAUGGCGCCAAUGCCUGCAGCAGGUGUCCCAGGCAAUCUGUUAUCAAGUGUUGCACCACCUACAGAGCUACCUAACUUCAUUACUGCAUCGUCGGUUGCUGCUGUCACCCCUGUUGAUGUGAAAACAAAUGUGGCCAUAACAGUCUCACAACCUGUACCACCUACAGUUCUUAACAGUCAUGCUGCUACAGAUUUAUUACCAGAAAAACAGGAAACAUUUAGUCCAGCAAUACCACCUAAUAAAGGGGAGCCGAUGCUUCCUAUAAGAUCUCCAGAGGAUUCGCAGGCCACACAGUCUCCAGAAUCAUUGCCCGAGUCAACCCCAGAUUUGGAUAAGAUUGGUGACAUUAUGCCAGGCAGCGGCCUUAUUACAUGGAUGAAGGGCGCAGUCUCCACAGGCGGUAUCUUACAACGGGUAGCGGAGAAAGCGAAGAAUUCCGUUGACUCUAUGAUCACCACGCUUGAUCCUCAAAUGAAAGAGUACUUAAGGAGCGGCGGCGACUUAUACGUUGUUGUUGCGUCAGAUAAAGAAAUGAAAGUGUCACCAAUCAGAGAAGCAUUCCAGACAGUUUUCGGGAAAGCGACUGUGGUCGGCCAUCCUGCACAGAGCGACGUGACGGCCGAACAACCAGUGGGAUAUGCGGCUGCUUACGCUGCGGCGAAACAACGGAUCGCACAUAUACGCUCUACUUACGCCGAGGUCACCAACAACGUGCCUGUAGUUGCGGCAGAGAGUUUCCUUCAGGAAACUGUCAGUGACAGGUGGUACGAAGUGUGCCUGGUGGUGGUGUCGCAGCCGUCGCUGGGCAUCGAGCUGCACGUGCAGUCGCAGGGCACGGCCGUGCCGGCGGCCGCCGUGGCCGCGCUGAGCGCCGCCACUGCGCCCGACUACCCGCAUCGCCAGACCGGCUACGCGCUUACCGUCGGAUCUGUCAUGGCCGCCAGUUUGCAGGUAUCACAUACACAAUGGCAAGAAGCGUCAACGGGUGUGAGUAGAAGAGAAAUUCUAUCACUGGCAGCGCGUUCGUUGGCCGGCUCAUACAAAAACUUACUCGCCGUAUCCGCUGCAGAAACUUAA